ACGGAGCUUGCGAGCAACACUUGGGGCAAGCGGAGACGAAACGGCCAGCGCGAAUAAAACCCACGGCAAAUAAAAAAAAAAGAAAGAAAAACCCAAAAAAAAUUUUGAAGAAAAUUGCAACACAAAGUUAACAAAAAUCGAAGCGCGAAGGCGCACAAGGCGAACCUAGAAGUGAGGUUGAGGCAGAAGCUCAUAUAAAUAUUAAACGAACAUAAGAUAAUUCAAAAAUCAAAAAAAUAUGGCGGCCGUUGAAGUGAGAAAUGGUUAUAAGUACUAUGGCUCCAAAUCGAAUCCCAAGAUUGUGCUCAAUCAGCUGAAUAUGAAUGUGAUGCGUGGUUCCAUUUAUGGCUUACUGGGUGCCUCAGGUUGUGGCAAAACUACGCUGCUUUCGUGCAUUGUGGGUCAAAGGUGUCUAAAUGGCGGCGAGGUUAACGUGUUGGGUGUUAAGCCCGGUCUACCUGGCAGUGGAGUGCCGGGAUCUCGUGUGGGUUUUAUGCCUCAGGAAAUAGCUCUGGUCGGGGAGAUGACAGUAAAGGAGACAGUUUUCUAUUUCGGUCGCAUUUAUGGCCUAACAGAUGAACGUAUACGUGACAAGUUCAAGACAUUGAAGGACUUAUUGCAAUUGCCGCCAGCCCGACAAAUGGUCAAGCAAUGCAGUGGUGGACAACAGAGACGUUUGUCCUUUGCCUGCGCCAUGAUUCAUGAUCCUGAAUUAUUGAUUUUGGAUGAGCCGACAGUGGGCUUGGAUCCCAUGUUGCGUGAGAAAAUCUGGGAUUUUCUUGUGGAAACUACCAGAAAUAGCAAACUGGCUGUGAUUAUUACCACACAUUAUAUUGAGGAAGCCAAGCAGGCUAAUUGUAUUGGCCUCAUGCGUAAUGGCGUUCUUCUGGCAGAAGAUACGCCUACAAAUAUCAUGAUCAAAUUUGGCACCCAAUCGAUUGAAGAUGCCUUUCUAAUACUCAGUCAAAGGCAGGGCAAUGAAGAUGAGUUAGUUCAGAUAUUGGAUCAAAAUAGAAAUCAAGCCUCAGUACCAACAGCUACGCUGCCUACGGAAGUGAUAGAUACCCAUGAACCAAAUACAAUGGAGAAACCACCAUUUCGACAUGAAGUAGUAGAAAGUGAAAAUCGUAAAAAGAUAUUCUUUACGACAAAAGGAACAAUUAAGGCCUUGAUGACUAAGAAUUUUGUGCAAUUAUUUAGACAGCCCUCGGGCUUCAUCUUUAUGCUGUUCUUUCCCAUUAUACAGUUAUCUACCUUCUAUUUGGCCAUUGGUUUAACACCCAAAGAUCUAAAUUUGGGCGUCUUUUCGGGCGAAGUAAAGAGCUACAGUGAAUGUUUUGACGAUAAUUUGAUUACAGUGUUUAAUGCCAAUGACAGUUGUCAGUUUAACAAGCUAUCGUGUCGUUUUAUACAAGAAUUGGACGACGAUGUUGCCACUCGAAAAUAUUAUGCCACCGAAUCGGAAGCAUUGAAAGAUGCCAAACGCGUCAAUACCGUGGGCUAUAUACAUUUUGCGCAUAAUUUCAGUGAAUCGCUAUAUGCAUUAAUGGAAGAUGGUAUUCAUGCCCCUGAUGGAGCUGUGGACAAUGCCGAAAUCGGUGUUCACAUUGAUAUGACGGAUCAACAAGUGGCCUUCUUUAUGCAGCGUAAAUUACGCGAUAAAUUCAGCAAUUUCAUGGAGAAGGUGGUGGAGGAAUGCAAUGCAUCAAAGGCUUUGGUGGAGUUACCCGUACAAUUUCAGGAUCCUAUCUACGGAAGUAAUGAUAUUGAGUUUCAACAAUAUUGCGCUCCUGGUGUGGUAAUGACGAUGGUCUUCUUUUUGGCUACCUUAAUGACAGCUACUGUCUUCAUUUCGGAACGCAUGGAUGGCAUUUGGGAUCGAACUUUGUUAGCUGGAGUUUCGGCCACUGAAAUGCUUUGGGCACAUUUGCUAACUCAAUUGAUUAUAAUGACUUUGCAAUCAUUUGAAGUCAUCAUGUUUAUAGGACUUGUGUUUGAUACGUACAAUAAAGGAGAUACGAUGACUCUAAUCGGUUUACUAACAAUGACCGCCUUCUGUGGCAUGCUGUUUGGUCUUUUUAUAUCCGUAUUCUGUAAAACACACACAGAGGCCAAUUUUGUGGCCACAGGAGCCUUUUAUCCCAUGAUUAUACUUUGCGGACUUCUUUGGCCUUUGGAGAGUAUGCCAGGUUUCUUGCAAGAUUUGGUUAUGGUGUUACCAUUUACGAUACCCUCGAUAUCGGCAAGAAAUGUUAUAGAGAAAGGAUGGAGCAUCACCAAUGAGAAGGUCUACAAUGGUUUUCUUGUUAUGGCCGCUUGGACCAUAAUAUUCUUUGCUCUCUGUCUGGUGGGAAUCAGACGUAAGGCGUAGGGCUUUUUCUGAAUUUUCUAUUUGGGUUGUUCUUCAAAUUUUCAUUCGGGGACUUUUUUUAUUUUGAAUAAGUAGUAGAUGUAUUUGCAUUUCUCUAUUAGUACCUUAAAUAAUAAUUUAAUAAUUAUUUGAAGCAUAUCACUCGCAUGUUGUAGACUCGCUCAUCAAUCCCAUCUCAUCCAAAAAAAACAAAAACAAACACAUUAAUCAAACGAACAAGUGCAACACUAAAUAGUGCCCUCAGAGGUCUAUGGUAAAAUUAAAAUAAACAUAUGGUCUUAAGGGUGUUUCACAAGAAAAUAUUUAUAAAAUCACAAAAAUGUGCACAAAAUAUUUUAAAUUUUAAUUACGGAGCAAUAAUUAAAGUUUUUAGUACCACAAAUAAAUUGCUUUGAAUUGAAUGUACAUAAAAAGCCCUGAACAACAUAGGCAAUAUAUAAUACCUAUACAUAUAAACCCAUAAUUAAUGAACUAUACAAAUUGUUAAAGAAUUUAGAGCAAGUUGUACUAAAAAUGUAUGAAAAUCGAAUAUUUGCAAAGCAACCAAAAAUACAGAAAUUAA
Messenger RNA from Drosophila willistoni, 2933 nucleotides. RefSeq names its product ABC transporter G family member 20. The coding region runs from base 239 to 2371 and encodes 710 amino acids. Gene Ontology annotation, molecular function: ABC-type transporter activity; ATP hydrolysis activity; ATP binding. The record is from RefSeq and is a predicted model, not a curated record. Gene Ontology annotation, cellular component: membrane. NCBI's taxonomy places the organism in Eukaryota, Metazoa, Arthropoda, Insecta, Diptera, Drosophilidae. The transcript is spliced from 9 exons.